Molecule: messenger RNA, 5259 nt
Organism: Aspergillus tanneri
Lineage: Eukaryota; Fungi; Ascomycota; Eurotiomycetes; Eurotiales; Aspergillaceae
Exons: 1
Coding region: 1-5259 (1752 amino acids)
Source: RefSeq, a predicted model, not a curated record
AUGGGACUGGACGAUGCUACGGGCUCCUACCUCUCGCACGACCGCUAUAGGUAUGAUUUCGUCGUGGCCACCACGCAGGCGAGCAUCAAUUCUGGUCUCAAGGCUUGGCUCAGCAAGUCGAGCCAGCCGAUUAGGUAUUUUUGCUUUCUCGCCGACGAAGCUGGUGAUCCCACGGUGCAGACCACGCUCGACGACGUGCUCAACAAGACCGGCGGCAUCGACCCCUUCACCAUCCCGCAUGGCACCGCCACCAGUGACCCGCGUAUCGUAGCACUCACCAAAGCCCGCUUUGCCGUGGGAUUCAAAAUGCAGAUGGGCCUCCCUAGGGGCGUUCCCCCCAAGAAUCUGCCCGUGAUCGCGGACCUGGUGGACGAGGCCAGCAACGUCACCUUCAACCUCCUCUGCUCCGAGUUCGUGAUUAUUCAGAACACGCCUGGGUCAUCGUGGACCCAGGGCAGCUGGGAUGUCUGGACCCAAGGCCCGGGCGAUGCAUGGUAUUUUGAAACCCAAGUCAGCCUCCUGACCGCGGAUCUCAGCAAGGAUCUUAACACGCCGUACUUCAAUAACCACCCGGACGUGAAAAGAGAGCUGCAGAACAAACUGCGCAACCUAUCGGGCACGGCCUUCAGCUUGCAGCAGCUGCUGCUUGACCUGAGUACGGCGAAGAUGAAGCGGCGCCCCUCCAUCCAGGGUCUGCCCCCGGGAUCCAAAGCGGACCUGGUGCUGCAAAGGUCCUUCAUCUCUAUUUAUGCCGAGAACGCCAUGGAGCAGGGCUUGCCGUUGCUGUCAGUGACGGCCGUGGUGCAGAAGCGCGACCCGUCCCCGCUGGAAAUGACCGAUUUCGAGCGGCAGGUCUCGCCUCUGAAGAGCCAGGGUGCUGUGAUCAAGAAUCCAACGCCAGAGCAGCGGGCGGCCACCACCCUGGACCAUCUGUGCGCCGUCCAGAAUAAGACACUGCCGCCGACCGCCGGCUUCGAGUGGAACUGGGUCGGGGUGCACGACGUGACCUCGCAAAGCGGCACCAUCUCGAUCAACCGGAGUGCCAUCGGGGAAUACCUCCGGGACCAAAUUGUUCGGACGGCCACGAAGUCUUGCCUUAUAUUUGAAUGCGACGUCUCUGUCAACGCAUUAGGCGUUGCCACGUAUGGGUGGAAGAAAUUGCCUGCGACCGCACCAGACUCGGCCAACAUCACGCAAUCCGGAAGCAACGUCAUCCAGAUCGAAUACUAUCAGCGUGGAUACGACGAGGAUCGGUGCGCGCUGGGGUACGCGGACCUGGGGAUUUUGUCGGAAUACAAGGGCGACGUGACCUUCUCCGGCACUAGUGUUGUGGUGAAACAAAUAGCUCGGGUCAACGUCAGUGCCUGCUGGAGCGGCACCCGGGAGGCUUUCGAUGCCUUCAAGCUGACGGCCACGGACACAUAUAAGAUCUCGGUCGACCAAUAUGGGGCUCUGAAAAUGACCCAUACGGGUCGCACCGAGACGGAUGACUCGCAGGACCCCGACGUCAGUGGCAUCGUUAACUUCUUUACGGGGGUUGGGGACCUAUGCCGCGCCAUCAAGAAGAGCCUGGCCAAUUGCACAGUGCUCAAUAUUGAGGCAGUUCCCUUCCACAACCUGCAGAAUUUCGUCUUCCCGGGCUCGUUAGUGUUUACGUACAAUUCCGCCCAGUUCUCCGAACACCAAGAUCUCAUCUCGUCUAUCACCUACCUGGAUCCGCGGCGGUCGCAACGCAAGAAGCAAGAAGGGGACCUGGCCAUCGCUCACACUUCGGAUCUGAUGCAGAAUUAUGUCCGUGGCGAGAUCGUGUCCCCGACGGGAAAGUUCGAGGCGCUCCAGACCAGCAACGGCCUCUCCUUACUCUUCAGCCUCGAUACCCACAACGUCUUUCGGGUCAUCGUGGAGCAAAGCGGGACCACAGCCACCGGAUGGAAGGUCAGAGACCUCUCUUCACAGCUCCUGCGGGACCGGUUCCUCGGUCAGAACGCCACAGUGCGCCACUUCGGGGUGGCCCAGAGCGCACUGGAUGGCAGUAUCAACAUGGCCAUGGCGGUUUCGGCAGAUGGCACCGAUACGCUCUUUGUCUCGCUGCAGAAUGAUAGCUCUGAUAUGUCCUGGACCGAGAAGCCGAAGUGGACCCCGGUUCCGUUUGAUGCAAUCGAUUCCAAGCCCAUCUCGAUAACCGUCGCGGGCAUCCUCUUCGCCGAAACCACCGAGCUGGACGAGUACCUGGUCGUCGACAUCGACCGCCCGGAUCUCAAGCGGAUCAAGAACAUCGUACGCUACCACAUUGACAUCUCCCGGUCGACGGGGCGCUUCUGGCUAAAGCGCGACGUGCCGAUUGACAUCGAGAACGGCAGCUACCAGAGCUGUGUCGGUCGACAAAGUAGGGCAUACGUCGACGGCGUCUACACGGCCGGUAGAACGGCAGACAUGCCGCAGCUGGUCUACGUUCCCCUGGUGAAUGUCUGGGGCCAGGGACCCCCCUUGCCCAUCCGCCUCGGGCUGCCCGGCGGCGUGCUUCCCUCAGCGAUCGCGACGGCUCGGUAUGGGAGCCAUUCCAGCCGCGAAAGGUUUGCGUCCACCGACCUCUAUGCCGUGAGCGGCACAACGCUCUACCGAUUCGCCGCCGAUGCGCAGUCUCAAGACGCCAAUGGAGUGCCGGUCGUCACGAGUGACGUCCUGUCCGAAACCACGACGCUGAUGGCGAUGACCGAUGGCGACGUAACCACACUCUGGGGCAAGAAUGGCAGCAAUAAUGUCUACUAUGUGUCGUGUGAGACAGCCCAUCUCGCCGAACCAGGCUCGUGGAGCACUCCGGUGCCUAUCUUGACGGGGAUUGAACACAUCUCCGCGUACAUGAACCUCGCCGAUGGGGGCAACACGAUCUUUGCUACCGGCGGAGGGAAACUCGUGAAGCUGACCCAGGCCAGCCGCACGAUGGCCAAGAUCUGGCGGCCACAGGAGAUCAAGCUGGAAGCGCCACCUCACAUCCCGUCGGCGCCAGUCAAGUCCUACACGACCACCAUUCACGUCACCGAUCCCAAGGCAAACCACACUCCCGUAGCGGACAUCGCAGUUUCAGUUGCGGCAGAUUCACGCAGCCCUGUAUACAUCAACGGGCUCUACUACGUGCUGGGACAGGCGCCGACGGAGAUCAAGACUGAUUCGACGGGUGCAAUCACGAUUGUGGAAGCCACGGAGGAUUUGAACGCGGCCGCCCUGUCCGUCUCGGUGCCGGGGGCGAACGAGACGGAGGUAAUCAAUCCCAUGGACAUCGCAGCCAAGAAGCUCACCGACCUCGACUCGUACGACUCGCUGCGCAACGCCACUGUCCCUGAAACGACAACCGCAGGGGGCGUCGUGGGGCGGGUGAAGCGUCGGCCGCUCGUUGAUUCCUCCGUUAGUCGACAAGAUAUGGAAACCGUGGCGGCCAACCUGAAGCGGCUCAAAGAGGUACCUGCAUCGCUCCCUGAUAGCGCCCGAUCGGCUCUCCCACUGCAAUACCUCAGUGGUUACCCACGGGUCGUCCCUGCUCAACAUUUUUCCCGGUCCCUGAACGAUAUCGGCAUCGCAAUAGGAGAUCUCUUCCGGUGGCUCGCGUCGGGCGUGGAAGCCGUCAUCGAUAUCAUCUUCGAUGCCGUAACGGACGCGUGGCACUUUGUGGCCAAGAUCGCCGGCAAGGUGUACCGGGCCAUCCUGGACACCGUCGACGCGAUAGUUGGUGCAAUCAAAUGGGUCUUCGACAAGAUUAAGACUGCCGUCGGGGACCUGGUCCGCUUCGUACAGUUCCUGUUCGAGUGGGACGAUAUCCGGCGAGCCAAGGAUGUCAUCCACAACGUCACCAAGCUGACCCUGCACCAUUUCGCUGUGGACGGGCUGAAGACGGCCAAGACGCAAUUCGACGAGAGCUUCGCCAAGGUCGAGAAGACGCUCAACCAGUGGGCCGACAUAGGCGACUGGUCUCCUCUAGGACCCCCAGCGGAGACACCAGCGCAAGGGAGCACUGUGAGUCCGGUCAAGGACCACACAUCAGGCUCCCUGCUCCUGGCCAAUCAAUUCCGGAACAACGCCCAGGAGAUGACAUUCGAUGUCCCGGCGGACGUAGUCCUGACGCGAGAGGCCGAAUCCCUGAUCGAUAUCCUCCUAGACGCGGUAUCAAAGGAAGGCCAGGCGCUCUCCACCGUGUACGCCAAGUUGCAGCAGGUAGCCCGCGAUUUCAAGUCCAAGUCGGUCGGGGAUGUGCUCAAAGCCAUUGCGGCCAUCCUCGCCGACGGACUGCUUUCUAGCGUACAGGUCGUUUUCGACGCCCUGGUGGAUGUGCUGGCAUCUCUGGCUGCCUCGGCGAUCAAGCUGCUCGAUACCAAAGUCCAUGUCCCCGUCAUCUCCGACAUUCUCAAUCUGUUAGGCAUCCCGGACUUCUCAUUCCUCGAUUUGUUCACGUGGAUUGCAGCGGUGGGCUACACCGUCGUCCACAAGAUUACUUACGGAGAGGCACCAUUCCCAGAUACUCCAAAGGUCAGGGCCAUCAUCGCGGCCUCGGACUGGAAAACGUUGACCAACAUCAUCAGCCAAGACGAACCAGCGCACGAUGGGGCCAUCCAAAAGGCCGACGGUAAGGACAUCGUCCCCCCGAGUCUGAAGGCGACCAUCUUCAUUGCCUGCCACGCCACGGCCGGGUUCUCGCUGUUCACUGGCAACUUCCUCAACUUCUUUGAGGCCGAGUUCCCCACGGGCGACAAUCCUUUCUCCAUUCCCUCCGCCGUGAUGGGCAUCAUAGCGGCCGGGAUGCAGACUGGUGGCGACUCCCUGGCAGCGGUGUACCCGGUCGAGAAUGAAGCGGUCAGCAAACUGUCGAUGGCGAUGGGCGGCAUUUCCCUCACGAACAAGCUGUUCUUCAGCGGGCCGGUGCAGAAGCUGCUCGGUGUCAAGAGUACGGGAUUUGUCGGGUUGAUGCUGAACGACGGGAGGGCCACAGCCAGCAUCAUCGACUCCGUCCUGGUGGUGCCGCAGCUGUUCGUGACGGGCUGGCACUUUUAUGAGUUGAGCAAGAAGGAGGUGGGGGCCGUCCGGUCGGCGGCGAUCGUGGGCGAGGUAUCCAAUCUGGGCUUAUACGUGUCUCGCGUGUCGUAUGCAGCAGCCGUCAACCUCAAGGACCCGAUAUCGAAGCAGAUCCCUAUCGGGAUCAUGGCGGCGAGCAAUGCUGUCGCCGGAGGCCUCCAGACGGCAGAGGCGUUUAUCCAGGCCUUUUUAAUCUAG